UCGAGCUUGUGACCUAAUUUAAUUUGACAUAGAUUGUGUAACUCUUGAAAUAUAGUCAUGCAAUUUGCUGAUUAAUCUUUUUCAUUAGGUCUACAUGCUAAACAGCACAGACUAAUACUUAAAACAUUUAUUGGAAGGACGAUUUUUCUGAAUUUCUCAAGGAUACGGGCUUAUCUAUAGAGAUGAAGUAGAUAAAGACAGAAGAAGGUCACGUAAGACGGUACUACAGUAGCGGUGGAAUUACGUGUCACAAAAUAUUUACAGAAUUACAGAUGUAGUUUUUCUUCAGUGAAUUUUAUUGUUAUAUAUACAGCUGAUACAUCAUUACUGAAAUAUCCACCAUUCACUUAUAAUAUAAUUCAUCAUUUCUUAUUCUCUAGUUUAAAAAUAUAAUACGAGGAAAAUGGUGGACAUUUUCUUGUACAGGUACAUAAUUUUUGUAACAAGUUACUGAGCCAUGCAGCCUUUUAAGGGACACCAUGCAUAUGUUCAAUGGAUCUUCCCAUGUAACCAUAACACCAGAGACCGUCCGGGAUACUUCGGUUGACGAUGUCUUGGUUUUUGUACUCGUUUUUGUCUCAGCUCUGGGGUUAAUCUUCAUCGUGUGUGGUGCUUACAAAAUCAGGGAAUGGUACAGGGGACGGAAUAGGGACAUCCCCGAUGAGCCUCCUGAACACGCAGACAAUCCCCCUCCGUACCCCGGGAAACUGUCCAAAUCAGACAUCAAUUACCUCCCCUCCUAUAACUCAGCUGUCCUGAUGCCGGUUAUUUCGGCGGAUACAGGGGGAUCCACUGUAUCUUCAGGGGAUACAAGAACGCACCAGUGGCCCUCAAGUGAGGGAGGGACACUAACAGUUCCUCCGCGGGGAGAUAAUGUGUGUCAGACAACGUCUACGUCAGAGGAGUCCCGAAUGACCUCUCCUGCCAGCCCAGAGGGAGCUGACUACGUACAAUCCGAUACCGUCCACCCGUCCAUAGAAAUAUCUGACCACGUACAAUCCAAUAUCGUCCACCCAUGCAUAGAAAUAUCCGACUACUCCAGUCACCCCUCUACAGACACACCUGACUCCCCCAGCAACUCUUGUUCUCCAGUUGUCUUUACUAUGUAGAAAAAAAAUAGAAAUUUCUGGCCAUAUCACCCCAAACCUCCCACCACAGACGUUGAUACUUUAACUUGUAUGCUCCAACCAACAAGGACAAAGUUCGGUUCAUUGACUUACAUAAGUCAUACAUUAUCUUUACAACUCAGUUCAAAGCAGCAG
Messenger RNA from Saccostrea cuccullata (small rock oyster), 1262 nucleotides. RefSeq lists its product as uncharacterized. The coding region runs from base 480 to 1109 and encodes 209 amino acids. The transcript has 5 exons. The record is from RefSeq and is a predicted model, not a curated record. NCBI's taxonomy places the organism in Eukaryota, Metazoa, Mollusca, Bivalvia, Ostreida, Ostreidae.